Hyla sarda is the source of this 1185-nucleotide messenger RNA. Its product is annotated as speedy protein 1-B-like. Gene Ontology annotation, biological process: positive regulation of cyclin-dependent protein serine/threonine kinase activity. Bases 627 to 1088 code for a protein of 153 amino acids. The record is from RefSeq and is a predicted model, not a curated record. Lineage: Eukaryota; Metazoa; Chordata; Amphibia; Anura; Hylidae. The transcript is spliced from 5 exons. Gene Ontology annotation, molecular function: protein kinase binding.
UGGUUGCUAUGGGCAACUGCACCACUCUUCCUCUACACAGGUUUGGAUAAAUCUCCUCCAAUGACGGGAGAUAGAGAAGAGAUUUUGGGUCAUUCUGAAAUGCUGGUGCCAGGUCACUGCAGCACAGCCCCCAUUCAAUUUAAUGGAACUAAGAUUUGACAGCAGUGGAUAGACCAUAAAUGUAAAUGUCCCAGAAAACCACUGGAAAAUCUCUUUAAUAUAUAUGAUAACUGCCUCUUCAAUGUUCAGCAUCUGCCACCCAGGAGGAGUCGGAGAAGACGGAGGACCAGCCAAAGGAGGAGACGGACGGCGAGCCAAAGAAGAAGAGGGAGCAGACGGACAACAACCGCAGGGAGACCACUGAUGACGCCAUCCUACAGCCGGAGGAACGAGCCGCUUUUUACAGACUCCUGGAUGAAGGACACAUCCAGCUAUUUCUAGGCAGGGACAGCUGCUAUAAGAUCGCGGACAAGGUAGUAUAUAAAGGGAAAGAAUAGAUGUUGUACAGAUAGAAGUAAAUACAGGGAUAUGCUGGAGACAUACAGGUACUGUAUAAUAGAAUGUAUUUAGAUAAGAAAUGUAUUACCAGCCUCUAACUCUUCUUCUCCCUCUAGUAUCUCCUGGCCAUGGUCCUCAUCUACUUCCGAAGAGCCAACCUGCGUACGGAGGAAUAUAACACCUACUUCUUUCCAGCGCUGUUUCUUGCCAACCAGUUUGAAGAGGAUGAGAUGUUUCGACGCGAGAUCUACCCCUGGGCCCUUGGACCGAUGUGGACGGCGAUGAAGACCUGGAUGCUACACCUGCGGAACCUGCUGCUCCUCCGGAUGAGAUUCCACGCUUGGGUGACCAGAGACACCUGUGAUCGGAUCAUGGCACAAGACCCCGAGUACUGGGCAUGGAAGAGAGAGCGGAAGGAACAUCACGGCUGGGCCAUACGCUGGUACCGGAGGGAUCCUGGAGAAUACAUCCCGAGAGGCCCAUGGUGGAUCCCUCCCGCCUGCUCCAUCUGUAUCACCGAUCUGCAGCCUUGUGCCGGGGAAGAGAACACCAAGCGAAGAAGGACGAAGAAAGAAGAACAGAACGGAUGAAGACCAAGCCGCCCUAGAUGUAUUCUUAAGGUCACGUUCCCACUUGGCAUAUACGUAGCGUAUUUGACGCUGCGCAAAGUCUGCAGAAGCAGCGGGA